UCACAGGUACAGUGUAGACGUACACGUCUGUGCAGGGAGAGCAGUUCAGAUUUUCACGAAGUUUUCGUGUAAAAAUUCACUAUCGUAAUGAUGGUACAGUUGGUGCUGGUAAUUUUGCACACAAUGAUGGUGGCAAGCCACCUAGAACUGGCGACGGUCAAAGGACCACAUCACCCACGGGGAGGCUACUCGGCCCGAAAUCGGAAGCUGGACGAACAUCUUCACGCCAAGGAUGAACACAUUCAAGAAGACUUGAAACAACUCUCGAUUAGCGAGGAUGAAUUGUCCAAGAUGAGCGACGAGGAAAAGAACUUUUACUUUUUCAAGCUGCACGAUUCCGACAAUAAUGAUCACCUGGAUGGGUUGGAGAUUUUGCACGCCGCCACACAUCACUCCGAUGGCCACGUGCACAAGUUGGACCGGGAAAAAGAGCACGAUUCGGAGGAGAACUCGGUGAUUGAUGUAAUUGAUGACUUCAUUGCCUAUGCGGAUUUGGACCAAAAUGGGUUGCUUACCUAUCCAGAGUAUAUGAAAGCGAUAAGUACAGAUGAUUGGAACACGAAAGUUGAUACGACUGAGACGCCACCUCCGGAUUCUGGCUAAAUGAAAUUUGAUUUAUAUUUUGUUUUUCAUUUGUGAUAUACAGUAAAAGUAACAACUCUUAAAACCCUCU
Molecule: messenger RNA, 673 nt
Organism: Culex quinquefasciatus (southern house mosquito)
Lineage: Eukaryota; Metazoa; Arthropoda; Insecta; Diptera; Culicidae
Product: multiple coagulation factor deficiency protein 2 homolog
Exons: 3
Coding region: 88-603 (171 amino acids)
Molecular function (GO): calcium ion binding
Source: RefSeq, a predicted model, not a curated record